AUGGACAAACAACAAAAUGGCAUACUGUGUUUCCAUCUUAUGUGGGUACAAAGACGACGCCAAAUUGCAACUCUAGUCAUUCUCCUUGCUGUGUAUUGGUUUAAGCGUAAAAAACGUAGAAACUAUGUAGAUAAACCUAUUACACAAUCAGAGAUUGAAAGACAAAUAACACGGGAUAAACUAAUGAACGAGCUUAGGGUAAGUGAGAAAUGUCGUAACAUUACUCGUAUGGGACCAGAAGCUUUUCAAAAUUUCUGUGAGAUGCUUAUAAGAGAUGGUGGUCUUCGACCCAUAAAACGUGCAAGUGUUGAAGAACAAGUUGCUAAAUUUCUGCACAUUAUAUCACAUAAUGUGAGGAAUCGGACAGUGUCAUUUUUCUUUUGUCGCUCUGGUGAAACCAUAAGCCGUCAUUUUCAUAGUGUGUUAAAAGCAGUAAUCUCAUUGGAAGGACAGUUCCUCAAGCAACCUAGUGGAUUGGACGUCCCCCCAGAAAUACUCAAUAACGAUAGGUUUCAUCCAUAUUUCAAGAAUUGCAUUGGGGCAAUUGAUGGAACACACGUUCGUGUGAAAGUAUCUAACGAAGAUGCACCCAGAUAUCGUGACUCAAGAGUUAUGGCUAGUGCACUAAAAAGACAAGGAGAUAAAUUAAUACUUCCGGAAGGAAAAUUUUAUCUUGCUGACGCCGGGUACCCAUUAAAGGCUGGACUUAUCAUGCCUUAUAAAGGUGUGCGCUAUCAUUUAAAAGAAUAUGCCUCACGCCGACCAGAGAAUCCUAGAGAGUUAUUCAACCUUCGACAUGCAUCAUUGCGUAAUGUUAUUGAGAGAAUUUUUGGUGUGUUGAAGAAACGAUUUCCUAUCAUAGGAAGCAGUACUGAACCAACAUAUGAUGUUAAAACUCAAGUUGAUAUCAUUUUAGCUUGUUGCAUCAUACACAAUUAUUUAAUGGGUAUGGAUCUGGAUGAAAGCCUUUUUAAUGAAGUAGAUCGGGAGCUCUUAAAUGAAACUCCACAUAAAGAGCAUGAUAUAAGAAUGGGUAAUCAAUUAAACAUAAGUGGUGGGUCGAAGAGAGAUAGAUGUGUUUGGACUGCACAGAUGGAUGAUAUUUUUGUAGAUGCAUUGCACAAUCAAUUUGUGAAGGGGAAUAUGAUUGAUGGUACAUUUACAACAAAAGCUUACAGUGAGAUUGUUGAUGAAUUGAAAGAAAGAUUAGGUAUCGAUAUCAACAAAGAUAAAGUGAAGAAUCGAUUGAAAACAAUAAAGAAAACAUUUAACGAGUGUUUUGACUUAUUCAAAACUGGUUUGAGUGGGUUUGCUUGGAGUGAAGCAACAAAAAUGUGGUAUGCUGAACCUGAAUCAAAUCCAGCAGCGGUGAAAUGGAAAACUACUCCAAUUUGCAACUAUGAUAAGUUGCUAGAUUUAUUUGGCAAGGAUAGGGCAACUGGGUCUAAUGCAGCCACUGCUAAGGAGAGGAUUAAUGAUUAG
Cornus florida is the source of this 1482-nucleotide messenger RNA. RefSeq lists its product as uncharacterized. The record is from RefSeq and is a predicted model, not a curated record. Bases 1 to 1482 code for a protein of 493 amino acids. Lineage: Eukaryota; Viridiplantae; Streptophyta; Magnoliopsida; Cornales; Cornaceae. The transcript is spliced from 6 exons.